AACUGUCCGUGAAUGACUUCCGAGACGGGAAGACUGGCUCUGAUAGCUAUGCAGUUGGCUCGGGGGGAGACUUUCCCAGUGACACAGCCGGAAAAGGAACAUUCUCCAACCACAACAGCCAAGCCGUGGAGGAAAAACAGUCGGCAGGAAAUUAUCACUAUUGCAAUUUAUGAUUGGUUGCUAUACAAAAUAAAUUAUAGGAAUAUAGGCUAAAUCAGCCAUAUAUCAUUAUAUACAGCAAUUAACCUUACACUUCGAAUUUCUAAUAGGCUACAUCCAUGAAUCCUCCACCAUUCCCUGACACAGCGGAGCAAGAACCGGUAUUUUCUGACAUGAGGGAUGGAGAUAGCGAUGAGGGAGAGGAUAUAUUUCUUGGUUCUCUAAAUAUAAAGGCGGAAACUACAGACCUGUUUGCCGAACAAGCCAGUAGCACAGCCCCAACCGUCGGCCUUGGCACUGGUGGCAGCUCCAAUGGGGUCCAAUCUGAUGACGACAACGAUCUGUUUUCAGAUGCCCAUGUUGAGCUUCCUACAGAGAAUGCAAGCAGCUCAACUCCAUCUGGUCCCAGACCUGCAGCAACAUUCAUUCCUGGUACAGCAGACAUGCAGACCAAGUCUAUGGAGCAGCUGGAGGAGGAAGAGGCCAAGGAUACCUUUGAUGUGGAUGUGGCUGUGACCAACCCAGAGAAAGUCGGAGAUGGCAUGCAUGCUUUCAUGGCCUACAGAGUAUCAACAAAGAGCACCCUGCCCGUGUUUAGAAACAAGGAGUUCUCUGUGAAAAGGCGGUUCAGUGAUUUUCUAGGUCUGUAUGAGAAGCUAUCCAUCAAGCAGUCUCUCCAGGGCUGCAUCAUUCCUUCACCGCCAGAGAAGAGCGUUGUAGGCAUGACCAAGGUCAAGGUGGGCAAGGAUGAUUCCUCCUCUGUCGAGUUUGUGGAGAGAAGAAGAGCAGCUCUGGAGAGGUACCUCCAGAGGAUUGUGGCCCACUCUGUGUUGCUCCAAGACCCUGAUGUCCGGGAGUUUUUAGAGAGAGACGAGCUUCCCAGGGCAGUGAACACCCAAGCAUUGAGUGGCGCUGGUUUCCUUAAAAUGAUCAACAAGGCAUCUGACGCAGUGAACAAGAUGACCAUCAAGAUGAAUGAGUCUGACACUUGGUUUGAGGACAAAUUCCAGGAGGUUGAGAACGAGGAGCAGCAGCUGAGGAAGCUCCACAUCGUGGUUGACUCUCUGGUCAACCACAGGAAGGAGCUGUGCGGCAAUACGGCAGUGUUUGCCAAAAGCAUGGCGAUGUUGGGGAACUCUGAGGACAACACUGCCCUCUCGCGGGCACUGUCCCAGCUGGCUGAGGUGGAGGACAAGAUGGAGCAGUUGCACCAUGAUCAGGCAGCCAGCGACUUCUUCAUCCUGGCGGAGCUGCUGGCCGACUACGUCCGCCUGCUGGGCACUGUGCGGGGCUGCUUUGGCCAGCGCAUGCGAGCGUGGCAGCGCUGGCAGGAGGCUCAGAGCACGCUGCAGAGGAAGAGGGAGGCGGAGGCCAAGCUGCUGUGGGCCAACAAGCCUGACAAGCUGCAGCAGGCCAAGGAGGACAUCACCGAGUGGGAGUCAAGAGUCACCCAGUAUGAGAGGGAUUUUGACCGCAUCAGUGUGACGGUACGCAAGGAGGUGCUACAGUUUGAGAAAGAAAAAGCAAAGGACUUCAAGUUCCAGAUAUAUAAAUAUUUGGAGACAAUGCUACAGUCUCAACAGCGGCUUAUAAAGUUUUGGGAGGCAUUCUUGCCUGAGGCUAAGGCCAUCGCUUAAGAAUGAAGAAAAUGUUUCCAAAAUCAAACCCCAACUGCC
This is a messenger RNA of Gadus chalcogrammus (walleye pollock), 1835 nucleotides long. Its product is annotated as sorting nexin-1-like. Gene Ontology annotation, cellular component: endosome membrane; endosome. The transcript has 15 exons. Gene Ontology annotation, biological process: intracellular protein transport; early endosome to Golgi transport. NCBI's taxonomy places the organism in Eukaryota, Metazoa, Chordata, Actinopteri, Gadiformes, Gadidae. Gene Ontology annotation, molecular function: phosphatidylinositol binding. The coding region runs from base 279 to 1796 and encodes 505 amino acids. The record is from RefSeq and is a predicted model, not a curated record.